AUGGAGGCCUUCUACCUCGACCUUCUCCGCUCCUGCGCGGCGCUGCCGCACGUCGCGGCCGUGCACGCCCACAUCGCGCGCGCCCACCCGACCGCCUCCCUCUUCCUCCGCAACUUCCUCCUCCACGCCUACUGCCGCCUCGGGGCGCCCCACCACGCCGCCCGCCUGCUCGACGAAAUGCCCCGCCGCAACGCCGUCUCCUACAACCUCCUCAUCGCCGCCUACACCCGCGCGGGCCUCCCGGGCCGCGCCCUGGCGACGUUCGCGCGGGCGCGGGCCGCCGCGGGGUUCAGGGUCGACCGGUUCACGUACGCCGCCGCGCUCGCCACGUGCUCGCGCGCGCUCGACGUGAGGACCGGGAAGGCCGUGCACGCGGUGGCCGUCCUGGACGGUCUCGGGAACGGGGUGUUCCUGUCCAACUCGCUCGCCAGCAUGUACGCCGCGUGCGGCAAGAUGGGCGAGGCCAGGCGCGUGUUUGAUGCCGCCGAGGAGCACGACGACGUCUCGUGGAACUCGCUGCUCUCUGGGUACGUCCGCGCCAGCGCACGUGAGGAGACGCUGAAGGUGUUCUCUCUGAUGUGCCACCAUGGCAUCGGGUGGAACUCGUUCGCGCUUGGGAGCAUCAUCAAGUGUUGUGCUUCCGGUGGUGAUGUUGGAGGGCACAUUGCAGAGGCAGUUCAUGGAUGCGUGGUGAAGGCUGGACUGGAUGCCGACCUGUUUCUUGUGAGCGCAAUGAUCGACAUGUACGCUAAGAGAGGCGCCUUGAUCAAUGCUGUCGCGCUUUUCAAGUUGGUGCCGGACCCAAAUGUGAUUGUUUUCAAUGCGAUGAUUGCAGGAUUCUCUCGUGAUGAAGCUGCCGUUGGUAAGGAAGUCAUUCGAGAAGCUUUGAGUCUGUAUUCAGAGAUGCAGAGCCGAGGGAUGCAGCCUUCUGAAUUCACAUUCUCAAGUAUUCUGCGUGCGUGUAACUUGGCUGGUGAACUUGGAUUUGGGAAACAGAUACAUGGUCAAGUACUCAAACACAGUUUCCAAGACGAUGACUAUAUUGGGAGUGCACUGAUUGACUUGUACUCUGACUCCGGUUGCAUGGAAGAUGGAUACAGGUGUUUCAGAUCUCUGCCUAAGCAAGACAUUGUCACCUGGACGUCAAUGAUUUCAGGGUGUGUUCAGAAUGAGCUUUUUGAGAAGGCACUGAGAUUGUUCCAUGAAUUAAUACGUUAUGGACUGAAACCUGAUCUUUUCACGAUGUCGAGCGUGAUGAAUGCAUGUGCCAGUUUAGCUGUUGCAAGGACCGGUGAGCAGAUCCAGUGUCUUGCCAUAAAAUCUGGUUUUAACCGGUUCACUGCCAUGGGGAAUUCCUUCAUUCAUAUGUGUGCUAGGUCAGGGGAUGUUGAUGCUGUGACUCGGAGGUUUCAGGAAAUGGAAUCACGUGAUGUUGUCUCUUGGUCUGCAGUGAUAUCAAGCCAUGCGCAUCAUGGUUGUGCGAGGGAUGCUUUACGCAUUUUCAAUGAAAUGAUGGAUGCAAAGGCGGCACCUAAUGAGAUUACUUUUCUCAGCGUCCUUACUGCAUGUAGUCAUGGAGGAUUGGUUGAUGAGGGACUCAGGUAUUAUGAAAUUAUGAAUAAUGAAUAUGGAUUGAGCCCAACCAUAAAGCAUUGUACUUGUGUUGUUGAUCUUCUUGGACGAGCUGGGAGGCUAGCUGAUGCUGAGGCUUUUAUAAGGGAUUCUGCCUUCCAUAAUGAUGCUGUGGUUUGGCGGUCUUUGCUGGCCUCAUGUCGUAUUCAUGGAGACAUGGAGAGAGGCCAACUUGUGGCGGAUCGGAUAAUGGAUCUGGAACCCGCUUCCUCAGCAUCCUAUGUAAUUCUUUACAACAUGUAUUUAGAUGCUGGCGAGGUGUCCUUAGCUUCAAAAACUCGAGACCUGAUGAAAGAGCGAGGCGUGAAGAAAGAGCCUGGUCUUAGUUGGAUUGAACUAAGGUCUGGGGUUCACUCUUUUGUUGCCGGUGACAAGUCCCAUCCAGAGAGCAAUGCAAUAUACAAAAAACUGGCAGAGAUGCUUUCCAAGAUAGAAAAGUUGGCGGGCACUGAUAGUGCUAGCACAGAGUCAUAUGGCGUCUCUAGCAGGGAGCAGAAUUUGGUGGGUUGCCACAGUGAAAAACUAGCUGUGGCAUUUGGAAUGAUCCAUUUGCCACAAUCAGCUCCGAUUCGAGUCAACGUCAAGGACUUUCCUGAUCUUGAUGCUGUAGUUUUUCGAAGUUGGAUGACAUUUCCACCCCUUACCAAUGUUGUAGCUCUGGGCCGUGACAACUUUGGCAAAUUAUUAUCUACACGUGGGGUACUGAAGUUUGAAACAGGCAGAGCUUUCCCAUCACAUAUUACGUCCACUUGUAAAAUCUCUAAGGAAUAUGAAGGUGGGCCACUUUUUGAUGUUCAUGGGAACUUUCUUGGCAUGAAUCUUUCGGCCUGUACAGAAGGAACCUUUUGCUUGCCAGAGGUAACACUUAGUGAACAGUGGAUUAACAUUAUAUGGCUAGAGGAUAAAUCUCCUGCAUACUUGAAUUCUUUUAAAAUCAGGGUUGGAGAAAGUUCCAAUGCUGUGAUUCCUAACUCUCAUCAUGAAGAUGACAUUAUUUUGGCUAAUAAUUUUGAAGAGCCUUUCGGCGAUAUAUAUGGUAAAGGUGUCUGGAGCAAACUAAGCCAAACAAUUGCCUCCAACAUGCAUGAGAAUAUCGUUGCACUUGCUUCAUUCAAUGGAGGAAAAAGGAUUUUUGCAUGCUCAGGCUGUUUUAUUGAAUGGAAUGGAUGUACCACUAUUCUGACUGCAGCGAGCUUGAUUAGAGAUUCUGAUUGUGAAUAUGAUAUUGUGAAAAACUUGAGGGUGGAUCCGUGGGACGUGAUCCUCGAUGUCCUGGGACAUUUUAAGAAGAAAAGGACCGUUGAUGAAGCUGGCCUUGAUGAUUAUGCGUCUAAUAAGCUUGACUGGACUAUUGCUGGUGAUCGCAGUGUCAUGCUUAAUAGGUAUUCUGAUGCAUCCAAUAAUUACUAUAAGUUCAAUGUCCUGUACUAUGAAUUUGUGGAUGGCAUUACAAAUACUCCUAUAUCACGCCGCCGCCUGCACCAUUUCAGAAUUGACACACGUGGCAUGCCAAUUCUUAUUCUUACAAAUGGCGCUUCAUUGACAUUUGACUUUGACAGUUCAAAUUACACUGGAAGGUCGGACAACCUUCCGCAGGAAGAAGCUUGGAACUUGGAGGCACCUCCACUCUCCCAGUCCCAUAUAAAUGGCCAAAUGGGUGUUUGCCCAGAGCAUCCAUCACCUGGCAUUCCAAAUUUCCAAUUUCAAACACGAGAGCAGUCAAGACUGUCAAGCAAGCACACAAACACCCAAUCGUCAGGAGAACUGGAGAAGCAGACCAGAGCCCAUAUGGGACUCUCCUGCAUGCCAUCGCUCGCAAAGGUGCUCCCCAAGAAGCCAUCCUCACCGUCGUCUUCCGUCAAGGACUCCCACGACGAUAUCACCAAGAAGCAGCAGCAGCAGCACAAGGAGCAAGGAGUGAAGCAGGAUGAGGGGAAAAAGAGGAAGAAAGAGCAGAGGAGCAAUCUUGACAGGGCCGCCUCCACCACUCCCUACUUCCCCUUCCAUUCUAGGCCAGGACUCCUCUAG
Messenger RNA from Miscanthus lutarioriparius, 3660 nucleotides. NCBI's taxonomy places the organism in Eukaryota, Viridiplantae, Streptophyta, Magnoliopsida, Poales, Poaceae. The record is from the annotation of a GenBank genome assembly.